UUCUCAAAAACAGUAGAACCUGAAAAUCCGUGCAGGUUUUUGGUCCUUUACUUUUGGUUCUCUCAUCCAGGAUUUCUGCAGCUUCCUUCGCAGAUGUAGAGCAAAUUCGCAGUUUUUAAUUAUUUUACAAUGCAGUUAUCAUUCAGAUUUGAUAUGCACAUGUAAUUCUGCAUCAACUGCAUGCAUACUUCUAUCGCAAGUGGAACGGUGACGACAGAAAUAUCAGAAUCUUCUGAAGCUGCAUGUGCUUUUGGUUAUUGACUCUUUGACUGGUUGACAGUUUACUACUUGUACAAUUUUCGCUCAUUUUCCCUUUCGCUGCUGAAGUGUUCUGGAGUGUGGAAAUGGCCGAGGACGUGCUAACCGACCAGAAGACCGCGUUUAUCUAUGACAAGGACAUGGAAAAUCAUUUCUGUCCCUGGGAUCCCCUGCAUGCAGAACGUCCCGAGCGCACCCAGUCCAUCAUCAAACGGCUCUUUCAUCUGGGAGUGAAUUUGACCAAGCAGUGCAUGGUGUUGGAGUCGCGACCGGCCACACGCCGGGAACUGCAGUUAGCGCACGCGAAAGAAUUGGUGGACACGGUGGCAUCGCAUUGCACCGCCAGACCUCUGCCCAAUCAGGCGCAUCUCAAGAAAUUCUCCGAAGUCUUCAACGAUGUCUACAUCAAUGAGAAAUCUUAUGAGUGCGCGCUGAUCGCCGCUGGCUCGACCCUGGAACUUAUCGAACAUGUCGCCAACGGAAGUGCACGCAACGGCCUUGCUCUGGUCAGACCGCCCGGCCAUCAUGCCUCCACCGCGGAAUGUAACGGGUUUUGCUUAUUUAACAACGUAGCUAUUGGUGCUAAAUAUGCCAUGGAGAAACACGGAUUGCAACGGAUUCUCAUCGUUGACUGGGAUAUUCAUCAUGGGCAAGGAACGCAAAGAAUAUUCUAUGAUGAUAAACGAGUUUUGUACUUUUCAAUUCACCGCUACGAAGAGGGCGAAUUUUGGCCGAAUUUAUUGGAAAGUAACUUUGAUUUUAUCGGGGACAACGAGGCAGCCGGUUACAACAUCAACGUGCCGCUGAAUAAAACCGGCCUGGGUGACAACGACUACAUGGCCAUCUUCCAGCAGAUCCUGCUGCCGGUGGCGUACGAAUUUAACCCGCAGUUGAUCAUCGUGUCCGCUGGUUACGAUUCGGCCAUCGGUUGCCCUGAGGGACGGAUGCGAGUGACUCCGGCGAUGUAUGGGCACUUGACGCACGCAUUAUCCAGCGUUGCCGCGGGGAAAGUGGCUGUGAUAUUAGAGGGUGGAUAUUGUAAAGAAUCCUUAUCGGAGGGUGUCGUGUGCACACUGGAAGCAUUGAUGGGAUAUCCGUGCUAUCCUCUUCCUGAAAUAGGCUCACCGGAUGCAUCGGUGGUCAAGUCCAUUUUAAAUGUGAUCAGCAUGCUGCGACGGUACUGGAAGAAUUUAGCAUUCCAGGAGAUGCUCACUGAUGAUCCGACCAAAAAUGCAAAGUUAUUGAAAAAAUACGAUCAACAUGUGCCACGUAUUAUAUUCCGCGGUCUGGAUGAGGAACUGCCGAACGAAGCCUACGGAUGUACACCGUACUAUCCACCCAGUGAAGCCGUGGAAAUACGCCAUGAAAUCGCGAAACUGGCCGCGGAGUACGACCGCGGCAGGAAGCAACGUCUCUUGCGAAAUCGGACGUGCGUCGGGUAUAAUCGGGUGAUGGAAAACCACAACAAAAUGGAGGAAGCGGAGGAGCCUUUGAAUAUCGAUCACUGGCAGAGAAUUCGUGUUAUUCAUGAUCGUCUGGCCAAAGCCGGUCUCCUUCACCACUGCACCAUCGUACCGGGUAACCCGGCUGGAACGGAGGAUUUUCGUAGCAUUCAUUCGGAAGAAUAUUCGUCCUACUUAACGGCACCGGAAGAAGCCAUGAUCAUGAUGACCAAGUUCCAAAAAUGCAAUGUUGCCGAGGAGGAAAAAUGGGCUGACGACAUCCACGUCACCAAGGGUUCGGCUGAUGCUAUCCGGUGCGCCACGGGCUGCGUGCAGGCGGUGGUCGAUGAAGUCGUCAGCGGGCGAGCCACCAAUGGAUUCGCCGUUGUGCGGCCACCCGGCCACCAUGCCCAUCAUCAUUUUCCGGCCGGUUUCUGCUUCGCCAACAACGUGGCCGUCGCCGCCAAACGCCUGUUGCAGAGCGGCGCACUGCCAAAUAAUCGGAUUUUGAUUGUGGACUGGGACCUGCAUCAUGGAGAUGGUGUCCAGGAGGCAUUCUACAAUGAUCCACGUGUUCUAUACAUUUCCAUCCAUCUCGGACAUAAAGACGGCAAAGAUUUCUAUCCACCGGGACCGGGGAAAAAUCGGGAGAGGGUUGGCGAUCCACCGGGGCGUGGUUAUAACGUCAAUAUUCCGUGGGGGGAUACGGGGCGGACCGAUGGCGAUUAUAUUUUAGCAUUCCUGCAGAUUGUGAUGCCCAUGGCGUAUAAAUUCGCGCCGGACUUGGUAUUAGUCUGCUGCGGCUUUGACGCGGCCAAAGGGGAUUUCGGGGGCUGUCAGGUGACGCCGUACGGCUUCUGGUCCAUGACCCGCAUGUUGAUGUCGCUGGCGGGUGGGAAGGUGGUGCUGGCCCUGGAGGGCGGCUAUGAACUGCAGCUGCUGGAGGAUUGCGCCGAAGCGGUGCUGCGGGCGUUAAUGGGACUUCCCUGCCAGAUGACCUGUCCCGGCAAACUCGUGGCGUCCUCCAAAAAUUCCAUUCUGGACAUUAAACGCGCCAUCAACAUCCAGAUGCCGUACUGGGUGGAAGUCCUCCAAUAUCGAGUUGUUCUCAGUGAUACUCCACUCGCCGGCCAGCGACGACGACCUGGACACGGCCAGCCGCCCCGGGCAGGCGUGGAUGUACGAGGACAUCAGCGAUCCGGAGGACACCACCAGCGAGUCCAGCGCCAGCACCCGGCGGUGAAAGGUCACGCGGCGAAGAAAAUUAAAAGAGAGUAGAAUAUGGCGUUUAAUUUUUUUUUAUUUUUUCCAGUUUUGUUCUAGGGUUUUCUUCCUGGUUUUGCUGUAGCGUUUAACAGGGUUUGUUUUUUUUCCAAGGGUCGAAUGUUUUUAACGUUUAGGCUGCGUUUGGCGUUUAUUUUUUAUUUCCGAAAGAAUAUUGUGAUCGCAUGUAAACUUCUUAUAUAUUUAAACAUGGUUUGGAUGCGCUAAAAAUGUUUGUUUACCAUUUUUCUGUAGUUUACAAAGGUUGUAUGUGGCGUUAACUGGAAUAAAAUAAGAAGUUUGUUUGGA
This is a messenger RNA of Paramacrobiotus metropolitanus, 3272 nucleotides long. RefSeq names its product histone deacetylase 6-like. The record is from RefSeq and is a predicted model, not a curated record. The transcript has 26 exons. Gene Ontology annotation, molecular function: histone deacetylase activity. Bases 345 to 2978 code for a protein of 877 amino acids. Gene Ontology annotation, cellular component: histone deacetylase complex. Lineage: Eukaryota; Metazoa; Tardigrada; Eutardigrada; Parachela; Macrobiotidae. Gene Ontology annotation, biological process: chromatin organization.